This is a messenger RNA of Oppiella nova, 696 nucleotides long. Lineage: Eukaryota; Metazoa; Arthropoda; Arachnida; Sarcoptiformes; Oppiidae. The record is from the annotation of a GenBank genome assembly.
AUGUCUACGUAUUUGGAAAAUCCGUUGAAACUGGAGGAUGGCCUCCAAGAGGUGGAAGUCCUACGGAGAGUAAACUCCGAGUUUGUGGUCAAACUGUUGGACAACUGGACUGAAUGCGAGAAUACAAUGUAUUUUCAAUACGAGUACUACGAACAGACACUCCAAGAGAUACUAGAGCUCAAGGCCCAGACUUUCAGGCACUCGAGCACAGGGACCUCUAUAAGUCCACUUGAAUUCUGCAUUUCCAGUGCCUUGUUUACUGACCUACUCGAGGCGCUAGACUACCUGGAUCACACACGCAUUGUGCAUAGACGUAUUAUGCCAGAAAACAUCUACUUGUGCUUAAAUAAGCCGGGCCUUAAAAUUGAAGUGAUAAGAAAUCUGGUUUGUGAUACCAGUGCCGACAUCUACAGCGCCGGUGAGAUAGCCAUGGUUAUGUUUCAUUUUGAUUUGGAUGAAGAUACCAAGAAUAAGGUGUCAUUUACAGACGAUUCAAUUCCCCGCAAUUUUAUCGUCUAUUUAUACAAAACUUUGCUAAAAAUGCAAUCAAACGAUCCCAAAGUAAGGCCCACCGCUGGACAGAUACUUCAGAACAGGAACCACUUCCUGGUCGACAAUUAUCUUAAUAUAAACAGCUUUCAUAUUAAGAUGUUCAUAAUGGAGCACCCGCAUUGGAACAAUUUUAUCAUCUACUAA